Kuraishia capsulata CBS 1993 is the source of this 1326-nucleotide messenger RNA. RefSeq lists its product as uncharacterized. Gene Ontology annotation, molecular function: inositol phosphoceramide synthase activity. Gene Ontology annotation, biological process: sphingolipid biosynthetic process; inositol phosphoceramide metabolic process. Lineage: Eukaryota; Fungi; Ascomycota; Pichiomycetes; Pichiales; Pichiaceae. The record is from RefSeq and is a predicted model, not a curated record. The transcript has a single exon. Bases 1 to 1326 code for a protein of 441 amino acids. Gene Ontology annotation, cellular component: inositol phosphoceramide synthase complex.
AUGUUGUCGCCAGUCCAAGUUGUACAGCGGCUUUACGACGAGUUCAUAACAUGGAAAAGAAGUGGCCAGGCGCUCGGAAGCUUUCUAACGAGCAAAGACCCUCGUCCGGUGAUCAACGGCUACAAACUGUCCAAACUGGAGAUCGCGCACUACUCAUUCAUUGCUAGCGUGUUCUUUUUCGUGCUUUGUGUGUUGGACAUCAGCAUCUUCUUUAAACUAGCGGCUGUCGCUGUUCUUGGAACGCUGGUGGCUAUGCCCAUAACGGGCCAGUUCUUCCUCCACGGUCUACCGGUGUUGGCGUGGGUGGCUCUUUUCUUCAGUUCGGGAAAGAUCCCACACUCGUGGAAACCGCCAAUCAGCGUCAAAGUUUUGCCAUCCAUGGAAACCAUUUUGUAUGGUGACAAUCUUAGUGACCUGCUUGCUGCCACCACAAACCGGGUUCUGGACCUGUUUGCAUGGUUUCCCUACGGAAUCAUCCACUUUUCCGGCCCUUUCAUUGUUGCUGGAUUGACUUUUAUCUUUGGCCCUCCCACUGCUGUCAGAUCUUACGCGUUUGCCUUUGGUUACAUGAAUUUGAUCGGGGUCAUUAUACAAAACAUGUUUCCUGCAGCUCCACCAUGGUACAAAUUGCUCCAUGGGCUGGAACCAGCCAACUACGACAUGAACGGAUCUCCAGGUGGUCUGGGUAGGAUAGACGACUUUUUUGGCUUUGAUAUGUACACCACCACCUUCAGCAACGCUCCGGUUGUUUUUGGAGCUUUUCCGUCAUUACACUCUGGGUGUGCUUCUAUGGAUGCUCUGUUCCUGAUGUACCUGUUUCCCUCUAUGACGCCUCUUUGGUGCGCAUAUGUGUGCUGGUUGUGGUGGUCUACGAUGUAUUUGACACACCAUUACUUUUUCGAUUUGACUGCGGGAGCCACCAUGGCUCUGACUUUCUUCUCGUACGUCAAAUACACGUCUCUUCCCAUAAUCAACCCCAAAUGCUUUUGCCGCUUUUCCUAUACUUCUAUCUCGAAGUUCGACAUCCAUGGAAACGACCCGCUUGCGCCUGUGUUUUACCAGAUGCCUCUUGACCAGCUAGACGAGGAAGCAGGUGUGAAUGCCCCUUUCGACGAAGCGUUUGAGUUGUCUAGUCUGUCGUCUCGCCAGACCACUUCUCAGAAAAGUUCACGCACUCCAAGCCCGCCAAACCAUUCCAAGUCGGCUCCCGCUCGGGCUGCCACUCCGGUAUCUGCGGGUGACUCUACCACCACUUCUCUGUUUGACGAGAGAACCGAUCUCCAAACGUCCACAUCCUCGGCAUCUCUCCAAGCAAGUUUGAAAUGA